Molecule: messenger RNA, 4713 nt
Organism: Aricia agestis (brown argus)
Lineage: Eukaryota; Metazoa; Arthropoda; Insecta; Lepidoptera; Lycaenidae
Gene: Tbc1d8-9
Product: TBC1 domain family member 9
Exons: 20
Coding region: 133-3465 (1110 amino acids)
Source: RefSeq, a predicted model, not a curated record
AACACAUCUUCAAUUUUUCUUGCGAGUGUCGUGUUUAUUUUGUAGUUUUUGCUGAAUUUUACAACAUUUAACUGACCAUUAUUCAUUGAAAAUGUUAAUAGGUAUCACAAUUUGAGUUUUAAAGUGUUCAGAAUGUGGGUCAAGCCUCGAGAAGAGUAUUUGAAGACUCCUUUUUGGGACACUGAUGAGACUUCACUUUAUUUUGUGCUUCAACGAAGGAAGGGACAUGGCAAGUCUAAAGGACUUUCUUCUCUUCUAGUGGGCACAUUAGAUAGUGUCUUGGAUAGUAAGCCAGCGCCUUUUAGAAUACUCCACCAAACCCCUAAUUCCGAAAUAUACUAUGUUAUAUCUGAAGCUCUUACUGAGCAGGAAAUAAAGCAGGAUUGGCAAUGGCUCUUGGACAAUGUUUGUGCUACCCUCCACUCCUUUGACAGUGAUGACGAGAGAACAGACUUUGUGUGCUGUAAAAUUAACUCUAUAAUAGCUACUGAAGAAGAAAACCUUACUGAAGAUGAAGAAUCUGUCACUUACAACAACUGCAUAUUUCAUGAGAGAUUCCCAUCAUUGCCAAAAGAUGAAAAACUUGUCUGCUAUUAUUCUUGUAGUUAUUGGAAGGGCAAAAUGCCUCGUCAAGGAUGGAUGUAUCUUACAGUAAAUUACUUGUGCUUUUACUCAUAUAUAUUUGGACGCAAAACAGCAAUAAAGAUAAGAUGGGCUGAUGUAACUGAGCUCGGAAAAACCAAUAGCUUAGUCUUCCCCGACUCAAUCCGGGUUGUGACAAGAGAUGGGGAACAUUACUUUUCCAUGUUACUUAAGAAGAAGGAGACUUAUGCAUUAAUGCAGCAACUGGCUAACAUUGCUAUGAAACAGUUGAUUGAUGACAAAACGGGACAAUUUAACUCUGAUAAAGAGUUACUAACAAAACUCAGUAAGAAUGUGCCUAAGAAACCGUCUUUUCUCAAACGUGAUUUGGAUGCCCGGAAACAGUCCAAUCUCUACACCUUGAGAUUCCGUCUGCCACAGAAUGAGAAACUAGAUGGAUCAGAGGAGUGUACUCUUUGGACCCCAUACAAUAAAAAACAUAAUUGGGGAAGACUUUACCUGUCACAAAAUUUUCUCUGUUUUGAUAGUAGGGUCCACAACCUAGUCCGUCUCACCAUCCCGCUGCGCGACGUGCACCAGGUGGAGCAAGCCGACGGCAGCAGCGGCGACUGCGGCAGCAUCCUCGUGACCACGGCCCACCACGCCAGCUUCCUCUUCGGCAAGAUAUCCGACAGACAGUUCCUCGUACACAAGAUAUCAGAGCUGCUGGCUAAGAUACCCAGUUACGUUUACAGGGACAAGACGUCGGGACCGGCGACCGACAGCGACUGGACGCCGCAGCCGCCGCUCAUGACGCUCUUCCGGACCUACCAGACGUCCAGCAUCAAGCAGAUACAAGAGAAGAAGGUAAAGCAAUGGGAGGACCACAUGUCAGAAGUAGGCCGCGGUGUCAGCAUGUACAGAACGGUGGAAGGAAGCGAGCUAGUCGUGAGCGGUAUACCAGAGUCCCUGCGCGGGGAACUGUGGAGCGUGUUCUCAGGGUCCAUACUACAGAAGACCCAGAAUAAAGGGCUAUACGAGAAGCUAGUCAACGAAGCCCUAUCCUCGAAGAAUACCGCCAACGACGAAAUAGAGAGGGACCUCCAUAGAUCGCUGCCAGAACAUCCGGCUUUUCAAAAUGAUGUCGGUAUUUCGGCAUUACGUCGUGUGCUCUGCGCGUACGCACUGAAGAAUCCUACCAUUGGUUACUGUCAAGCAAUGAACAUUGUAGCAUCUGUGCUGCUAAUUUACUGUCCCGAGGAGCAGGCGUUUUGGUUGCUGGCGACUAUAUGUGAAACUCUACUCCCGGACUAUUAUAAUACCAGGGUGGUUGGAGCAUUAGUGGACCAAGGCGUGCUUGACGAACUGACAAAGCUCCACCUACCGGAGUUGCACGCAAAACUCGACGAACUUGGCAUGAUGAGAAUGAUAUCGCUAUCCUGGUUCCUCACACUGUUUGUGAGCGUGAUGCCCUAUGAAUGUGCUGUCAAUGUCAUGGACUGUUUCUUCUAUGAUGGCGCUAAGGUUAUCUUCCAGGUGACAUUGACAAUCCUAGAUAUAAACAGGGAAAAACUGCUAAAAUGUGCGGAAGACGGUCAAGCAAUGCAGGUGUUGAGCGAAUAUCUGGAAGGUAUAUACAAUGAGGAGGCCAUGGCUCUGUCUACAGAACCGAGGACCGCUGAAAAGACGAUCAAAAUUCAAGAUCUAGUGUACCAGUCCUACCGAUCUUUCGGUAGUACGGUCAGCAGCGAGAGUAUAGAGCAUCUGCGACUGAAGUACAGACUGCGCGUUGUGAGACAGCUAGAAGACAGUCUCGAGAAGAACACGUUGAGGGCUCUACAGCAAGAUAAACUGUUGGAACCGGAUGAGUUGCAGGAGCUACUAAGUGCAAUUCGCGAGGAGCUGUUCUGGGCUAAGCGGGUACCGUGCGAGCGUUUGGAGGCGCCUUACGAGGCGUACAGACUGGACUACGCUCAGUUCAAGACGCUAUUCACUGCUCUGUCGCCCUGGGCCAAGGGUGAUUGUGCUGAAGCGAUCACCGCUAGGAUGUUCAAGCUAAUGGACCACGACGACGACGGUCUAGUCAGCGCGCGCGGGCUGUCCGCAGCGCUGGGCGUGUCCGCGCGUGGUGACGCAAACGCGCGUCUACGGGCGUUGUACUGUGCGCACGCGCCGCCGUUGCUCACCGCGCUAGACUUACUACCGCCAGCGUACACUGCGACUGGCGAGGAGCUGGCCACAGAUGCACUGUCCUAUCUAGACAGCAUUGAGCCGACUACGCCUGAAGCCAUGCAGCGGUCCAUCAGCGAUGUUGGUGACAUGGAUAAGUCUAUGGACAGCUCUAGCCAAGGCGAAGGUUGGCGGCUAGCGGAACAAGUGCGGGCGUGCGCGCUCGCCGGAAUAGGCACCGCGAGUACGCCCCUGACGCCGGGCGCGGGGGCCCCGCCUCGCGCUCCGCCCCUGCCCCGCGACCACUUCCUGAAGCUGCUGUCGACGUUACACGACCUUACGCAGCACUCCACUGAGCUGUACGAGGCGGUCGCUAGAGCCGGUACGUUACUUCUGCAGCUGGGCGAGCUAAACCACCGGCCAAAUCUGGGCCGGGAAAUAUCACAGGACAGCUUGUAUUUAGCUGCUGCAGCACAACCUGGUUUACCUGAGCUGGAUCCGAACGGGAACACCACUGAGCCCGAUUUUCGCAGUCGGGCCUCGCCCUCUCGAGACGACGAGAGCACAGAGGACUAUUGGUCGAUUACCCUCGAACAGUUCCUAGCGACAAUGCUAGCUGAGGAAAAACUAGAGGAGUUUUUCAACAAGAAAGUGUCGUUGAAGUCUGACUUGGAAGCGCUGCGGCAGAGGGAUCGACUGCAUUCGGUUUCCUAGCUAAUGGCUAAAGAUUUUGACUGAUGAAAAAGAAUCAACGAAUUAAGAAAUGGGAUGUAAUUAUACAACACAAUAAAACAAUAGCAAUGGAUAUUAUAAUAUAGAAUUUAGUUAUUGUAAUUAAAUGAUGUAUAUCUUUAGUUAUAGCUGGUGUAAACCAGAUUUGUACUUUAUUAGCUUGCAUUAAGGUUCACUUUAGCCCCCUCAUUAUUUAAAAUAUUGACAGUAGACAGUAAGUUUCUAUUUUUGUCUGCUACGUGGGAAUAGACAAAUCAAUUAGAGUAUGACGUAUUUAGUGAAUAUUUUUAAAAAUGAGGGAUUAUAAGCUUCCAAUGUUACAACAUUCCAAAAAUUAUUUACUAGAGUUACUGGCGAAAAAUAAAUGGCCAUAUUAGAGUUAAGAAAAUAUGUUACCUUUCCUGCUUGUCUGAUAAAAAUAUUCAAAAUGAAAAAGUUAUGAUAUAUAGUUAACGCAUACUGUUAUACAUAACUAACCACAUGAUACUUAUGCAUAUGUAUGUACCUGUUUUAAGCGAUUUUCAAGGCUAGCUCUGAGCAUGAAAAUACUUGCUCAGAGAAUUUCAUCAUUCUUGGACGCAGUAGUGAAGUUCAUUUUUUUUGCUAGGAAAUUAUUCGCAUGUGCAAAAUAUGUGCAAGGAAUAUGAAUUGAUGUGCCCAGAAUAACAUAACUUUUGACUGUCACGUUACUAUAUAAUUAUUGUAAUUUGUAAUAAGUAUGUCAUUUUAUCCAUAACAUCUUGAAAAUGUUUAUAUUAUUUCACAUUUCUACACCAGUCAUGCUAAGUUAGCUGAUGCUCUUCUCACUAUUUAUAACGAGUACAAAUAAAAUUCAGAAUAAGUUAUAUUUAUAAUAUUAUAGACACAUAGCCUCAUACUUACAAAUAUGAUUAAUAUUAAAGUUAUCUAAUGUAACCCAAUAAGUAAUAGUUUUAUAUAACGAAGAUAGUAUGGUAUUAGAUACAUAUAACAUGUGUAUUGUGUACGUAAAUGUUGGUGCUUGUAGCUGGUCGCAGUUGUCGCAAAGAAUUCAUAUUUUAGCUGCUUAUAAUAUACACUUGUACAUAAUAUUAUAUAGAAAAUGUCAAGCAAUAAGUAAAUUAUUUUUAUAUGCUUACGUGUUUGUUAUCAAUGUAUUCGAGCAGUAAACGUAAAAUGAUAUAGAAAAAUAUUUAAGACAAUAUUUAUAAAUAUUAUCAGGUAAAAACGCUGCUAAGAACUGGGAUACGA